UCAAAAGUAGUCAAAGCAGAACGGGUUGUGCCACGAAUUUAGUGAAUAUAGUACGGAUAUCAUUCGUUAAAACCUCGUUGCAAUGUAUGUGGCUGUAUUCCUUGUCUGUGUCGGUUAUCUUGUUCUGGGAUGUGAUGGGGGAACAUUAUUCAACCCGAUAACUGUUGAGAUGUUAAAUGGAGAGAUGUCAUUUUAUUGCACAUAUAAAGGAUUAAAAGUGCUUCCAGGAAAGUCAUUCACAGACUACCACGCGUGCCUUAAAUGUGCAUGUGACGGGAAUGGCCUCGCAUGCAAUACUAUGGGUUUUCGGGUCGCAGUUCCGGAAGAUUCUGAGUGUGACAAUGUGCUGAUUGGCUGCAAGAACAGAUGGGUGCUGAAGAGUGAUAAUACUAAAAAAUGUCCAAAGAAAAAGAUCCCGCAAAACAUUUCCGCCGUUGGAAAAUAAUCGAACUGUCAGUCUGAGAUUGUUUAUGAAAAAUUACAAUAAAGUAUACUG
Mya arenaria is the source of this 496-nucleotide messenger RNA. RefSeq lists its product as uncharacterized. Bases 83 to 445 code for a protein of 120 amino acids. The record is from RefSeq and is a predicted model, not a curated record. Lineage: Eukaryota; Metazoa; Mollusca; Bivalvia; Myida; Myidae. The transcript is spliced from 3 exons.